AAUUGACCCCCCCUGAAGAUGUUGGUGGAAAAUGGCUAACAAGCCAGCAGAAAGAAAAGUGCAAAGUUGCCACCCCAGAACUCAUUACGACCAAAGGCAGAUUCAUUGCGCUUCUAAAAUUCGGCACAUGCACCACCACCAAACCCCGUGCGGCCAUUUCUUGGGUGAAAUAUUUCGUGCGCGCUUGUGUGUGGUGGAAACCGCAAAAAGAAUCGUUCUCGCUCACUCUCGCGCACGCGGCCCAAGCGUGGAUUUCGUUCUCUUGCUCACUUUCACAUUCCCGCAAACGCGCGCACACACACACACACACACACACACACACACACACACACACACACACACACACAGGCAUGGCAGUCAGCGUUGACUUUGCAUGAAGUAGUACUGGCCCCCGGGUUCUCGAGACGCAAAGAAUCGCGUUUCGGCUUCUUUCCUACUACGUGUUUUCGUGCUGCGGGAUUGUGCUGUGUUCGAUUCCCUUUCGCUUCUCCAGCGUACCAGAUUCCCUUUUCGCAUCAGAACAACGGCAUACAACGGCGUAUAAAACGGAUCCUGUAAUUCCCACUACCUAGUGACUGCGCUCAACCCAUAACCCAGUGAGAACGCUUUAUUAUAUCCAGUGUACCCGUGUGCUUAAAAUCAGUCAAAAUAACCACCUUCGAGGCAAGCAUCAUUGAAUCCUUCAACGAAAUGGAGGACGCAAAAAUGGUCAAGAUCGGGGACAUCAACCUGUCCGACGAUCCGGCAGUCACCCUCACCAUUCGGCUCAUCAUGCAGGGAAAGGAAGUUGGAAGCAUUAUCGGAAAAAAGGGAGAAAUCGUCAAGCGAUUCAGGGAAGAGUCCGGCGCAAAAAUCAACAUAUCAGACUGCUCGUGUCCGGAACGAAUCGUGACGGUCUCCGGAUCCAGAAGUGCGAUCUACAAAGCCUUUACGCUCAUCACCAAGAAGUUCGAAGAGUGGUGUUCCCAGUUUCAAGACAAUGCGAACACACAGGGUAAACCACAAAUUCCCAUCCGUUUGAUUGUGCCAGCUAGUCAAUGUGGUUCUUUGAUCGGAAAAGGUGGAUCGAAAAUUAAAGAAAUUCGUGAAAUCACCGGCUGUUCGAUACAAGUUGCGAGCGAAAUGUUGCCCAACUCGACGGAACGCGCCGUGACAUUGAGUGGUUCCGCUGAAGCCAUUACGCAAUGCAUCUAUCAUAUAUGCUGCGUUAUGCUGGAGUCGCCACCGAAGGGUGCCACAAUUCCGUACCGGCCAAAGCCGCAGGUGAAUGGACCGGUAAUAGUUGCUAACGGCCAGGCGUAUACCAUCCAGGGUAACUACGCCGUACCGGCACAGGAGACCUGCACAGUAUAUCCACUAGCCAUUACCGGUGGCUUGCAUGCGGGCAUCUCCGGUUUAGCCGAUCCAUUACUAAAAGGAACACAUCUACAGGGAGCGAUACCUCCACAUCAUCUACAACCGAUACCUGAUGUUUCGGGAAUCGCUAAAAAUCCGCUUGCAGGGCUAGCAGCGCUCGGACUAGCUGGUGCGAUUCCCUCCAACACGGGUGGACUUAACCCAACUGCUCUUGCCGCAUUGGCCGGUUCUCAACUGCGAACCAACAACAACCGCAACGUAGCUCCAGUUCAGUCUCAAUCCCACGAAAUGACCGUGCCAAACGACCUGAUAGGCUGCAUUAUCGGUAAGGGUGGCACCAAGAUUGCAGAGAUUCGCCAAAUUUCCGGCGCCAUGAUACGCAUUUCCAACUGCGAGGAGCGCGACAGCGGCAACACAGACCGAACGAUUACUAUCACCGGCAAUCCGGACUCGGUCGCACUAGCCCAGUAUCUGAUCAACAUGAGCGUCGAGCUUCAGAAGGCGAAUUUAGGUGACGAAGCGGGGGCAGCUGCUGCCGCCGCUGCCGCGGCUGCUACAGCACAGGUGGCCGGUGCACAGCCGGCCACGGCCGGUAUCGUACCGCCAUCGGCAGCGGCCACGCUUACCGCGGCGGCAUCCGCAGCUGCAGCUGCGGCCGCAAACUCGGGAGUUACCGGUGCGGGUGCGACCGGUGCAAACGCGGCCGCAGCUGCUGCGGCGGUAUCUAACCCACUGGCUACGGCCAUCCCGCUGGCACAGUUGCUAGCCAAACCGGGUACGCUUAAUGCGCUGAACAGUCUGUCGGCCCUCGGUAGCUUGACCGAUCUGCUUGGCAAUCUGUCCAGCGGGGCCGCCGCGGUAGCACCGAUCCAGACGACCGGUGUAAAUCGGCCCAAGACUACGCGUAUGCGCUCUCCCAACACCAACAACAGCAUGAACGGUGACAGCAGUAAGAAAAGCGAACGUAAUAAGUUCAACCCUUAUUAGAGCUAGUGUGUCGUCCUGGGGGAGGGAAAGAGCAAAUCAGAGAUAUCGGUGCAAAGCGCACUUACAGCGGGACGACGAAGCUGGUAGAUAGCCGUUAGGGCACAUUAGAGCAGGGCAAAGGUGGUCUCAUAAGGCAAAUAAGACAAUGUAACGACAGAAUUUACACAUUUUCAUAAGCAUGUUGAAGAAAGCGUGAGUAUAAAAGGAUGAAAGGAGUGGUACGGUGACAGCAAGAGGUAAGCAGUAACUAGAAUGCUCGUACUAACUCAUUAUUAAAAGUUAGAUAAGAACACUUCGGUAGGUAGGUCAACUUCCGGGGGUUCAGCUACUACUUAAGAUUCAAUAUUUAGAGUCGUACACUGUAGUACUAGUGUAAGUGACUGAGUUGGUAUAAGCGUAGGGAUGGAUUUGAUUGAAGUUUAAGCGAAAGGCAUACACAAAAUCGCUGUAUGCAUACAACUACAUGGAUUGAUUUUAAUGUUUUGUCGAAUAAGUUUUAGGAAUGCUUCUCUAUGCCAAGCAUGUAGUUUACUGCAGUAAAACUCAUUUUAUACAGACCAAACGUGCGUAUGCAUGCAGUGUUGAAAUCGGUCGGCCACAAAAAAACACCGUAAGGAUGUAUUAUUCAUUAUGAAGUAUAUGGAACUUUCGAGCAGAACGGAAUGAAAAUCUGUUACAAAUAUUAUGUUUGCCGUUUUAAUUUUCCUUAUUUAAUUUUACGGAAAAAUCACUGCCCCUGACCGUGACCGUAAAGCAAAAAUCGAAUAGACGCUGCUUUUUUCAAAUCCGUGAAAUUAUCAAACAAAAUGCAAUUGUUUACUUAGAAAUCAUCAGUUGAUUAUUUUUAAACAUUUGUCAAGUAAACCAAACGGGAUAAUUUUCAAUUAAUUGAAAAAUAUUAAAAGAAUGCUGUCGUUUCAUAAUUGUACCAGUUCUGUUAUAUGGGUGUCUGUUGGUUAAGGGAAUAUGGCAAAUGCUGUAAGGAGAUUUUUUCAAUUCAAAAUUAUGAACAAGAAAAUAGAUACACAAUCAUACAAUAGCAAAGUAAUGGGUAGAACUUUAAUUGAGUUCGAGAACGAACUUUGCGAAUGUUCUUCUUCCAUUCCCCCGUCACGAUCGUUAAUCGUCGAUACCUUCAGUGCUGUUUGCGUAACUGUUGUUAUCUGUCCACGGUGCCAUUGCCGACCUGGAGAAGGUGGAUACAUGAAGAAACAGAUAUGUGAGGGACAAAAAUACUUUCCCUAACAAGCAGAAUUGUUGUACUGCUUUCUGCUGCUACCACCCCAGUUAGACUAUGAUGAUGAGGUUUUAUUUUUAGACAUUAAUUCGACAAGGACUUUAAAACGCGUUUCUCUUUGCAAUACUCUUCACAAUGCUGUGCCACGCACCAUCCUGGCAAAUCCAAUUUCAACCAACGGCGGGGCGCUCAUUCCGAUAUAUUCUUUCAUUAUGUUAUACAUGUGUGCGGGCUGUUCGGUUUUCCAACUGGAAAUCAUGAACAAACAGCAUCGGUUCAUAUACAUAGUUGAAAGCAGUACAAAGGAUGUCCUAACAUUAGACGAAAGAGUGUAUAAUGGAGCCCCUUCUGUUCAGGCGCUCUUGAUAAUGCGCAAUUGCAUCAUUUGUUCACCGCUGCGAUGCAAAGUCAGUUCUCAAAAUCCAACCAGCCCCUAGCGUGUAUACAGAACUGAUUUUGCGAUGGAUUAAUUUUAACCCAUUUGCAAAUUUGUCAUUAGUUUUUUGUGUGUUUUGUUUUAAUGCUACAUUAGUGCGUCUUCUUUUGCCAUGAUGCAGCUGCAGGCGCUAAAAAUAAGCAGCUGCACGUUGUUCAAAUUCAGCUGUUUGGUGGGGCAAUUCCAAGAAAUGCUUUGAAAGAGCGGACGCUCCUGCGUCCGUAAUUACGUUUAAUCCCAGAUAUUAGCGACGAAAAAGAAGAUGAGAUGCUAUGCUCUGCGAUGAAUAGAUAUGCAGACCGACAGAUAGAAGAUAGUACGCUAACCCGCCAGCCUUGAGGUGCAGAUUUUGUGUGUCUGUGUCUUUACAUGUGAAUUGAUUCUGCGCUGUCAACCGCUCUCUAUUUCCAACUAAUGAAUUCUAUUGCCUACCUCUUACACUGUAAGAUGGGAAAAUGGGAAACUCCGCGCAAACUGCAGCGAUGUAUCGUACUUUCGUACCUCUGUCGCAACAGAAAGGCAGCUUCUACUACGAAUGCUACGAAAUGAUUCGAAUUUUAAUUUCAAAUUACAUUGGCUAUUUUUAGUGGUGUUAGUUUUGCGUUUGUUACUGUGCGCCUGCCACACAUAGUAUAAUGUACCUCCGGGGGUCAUACGAGUCGUACGCAAUCAGUCAGUCUGUCAAACCGUGCAGGAGACGGUCUGCUGGUCCCUUGCAAUGUUGUUUGUAGAGGGCCGGACAGAAAAUGGCACAUGAGGAGCAUGAGGUGCCACCAUGCAACCGUCAGUCAUACCUUGAUCGCAUAGGAAUUAGCCGAUGCAUUGCCGGAUUUGGAAAACAGACGCCUAUUUUGGGACCGCCCGAUCGCAGUAAGUCGCAAAUUUAUUCGCAGUUUGAACGGUCUUUGCCUUUUCUGGAUAAUUAUAUCCUAAGUUAUUUGCAGCCCUUUGGAAUUUGGACGCAAUUCGCUGCGUUGCAUUUCACCGGGGCCAUUCCUAUCAUUGAUCCUAUCAAUGAUUCAGGUUUGCUAAGAAAGGUCGGUUGUAUACUGAUCGUGUUAAAUUUCUUCUUGUAAACGCGUCGUCCAAAAAUUAAGCUAUUUGGAAGAGAUGUUUGAAGAAUCUCUCGUGCUCAGAAAUUAAAGAAUAUUGUGAAAUAAUUUGAUUGGUCAAUUUUCUUCUAUAGUUGCAUCUAGGCUCUCAGCUUAUAAAAACGAUUGUAAAACAAAAUUUUAUAAUAGAAACUAGACUUUUUUUUAGCUUAUGCAAGGUUAAAAUAUCCCUUGUCGCUGGCCCCGUAUAUUAUUGUUUUUGUCUACUCGGUUGCUCUAAUAGGCUAGGCGCCCUUGUUACAUCUGCAAAUUGUAAGCUACAAUUUAAAAAGAAAACAUCAAAAAUACUACGAAGGGGCGUAAAAGGUACACCAAAUGCAAGCGUAGUACAAAUAAAUUUACUGAUAAAACAGUAAAUAAAAAAACGGCAUGCCCACAACCAUGCUCAUCGCAUUAAGCAUAAUCUUACAUGCAGGGAGUUUAACUGACAUCCGUUAAGAAGUGCAACGCUCGAUUUUGUCUUAUUUGUUAACAGUUUCAGUUACAUAUGGCAGACAUACACUGAUGUCUAAUGAUUGGCUAGUAACACACGGUGAAAACAGUGCAGCAAAACCGAUAAUAUUCACUUAAUUAUACAGGCACAGGCGUAGCCAACAAUAUUUUAAAGUUGUUAAGUAACGUACGUAGGAAAGCAGUAUGGCACCUUAUUUGUGUGGAAGGAUGUUUUUUAAACUAUGCAGUACUUUACUUUAUUCCUCCACAUUAAGAGAUAUGCGAAGGAUAUCAGAAUGGAUAGAAUAAACUGAUGACAGCAACAUCCAUUGUAGAUGAUAAGAAUAUGUGCUCAUGGCUACAAUAUUAUACUGGAGACUAUUGAUUCACAGAUCACUCAAUUUUUACCUCUAUACAAACCAUAUUAAUGAAUAUAACAACCACUCACUUACAUUUAAUGUGUAUCUUUUCAAUAUCUAAGCCCCUUUGAAAGUUCAUUGAAUGUUGGAAAUCCUUCAACGUAGCGGGUGAAAGCCCUUAGCGCAGGAGUGAACAAACAGCCGAGAACAAAAACAGAAAACAAACAAUACACAUUUACAUAUUAUACUUUCACAAGCCAAAAAAGUAUAUCACAUCCAACCUUGACAUUUAGCCUAUAUAGUACAUGUAUUACACAGCAGUUGUUGAUUGGAUUUGUUCUGAAAGCGAGAUAAAAACUGAAGGAGAACCAAAAAGAGAGAAAAAUCCCAGCAUAGACAGGCGCGUAGAAGCAAUUAUUCACCACAUCCUUACAAUACACAUACUUACCUGUAGCUCACUGCAAAGAACAUACAGUUUAAGAAACGUUUAAAGCUACCCCCAUUAUAAAGACUCUUCCAACCACAGUAUGUGUAAUUGAAGAAAAAUGCAAGUCAAGAAAAGAAAAAUUCAAAGCGAAUAAAGGAAUAGAUUUUGAGUUAAGACGAACAAAACUACUA
Anopheles coluzzii is the source of this 6537-nucleotide messenger RNA. It is a transcript of the gene mub, whose product is annotated as poly(rC)-binding protein 3. Gene Ontology annotation, biological process: regulation of RNA metabolic process; regulation of gene expression. Bases 691 to 2343 code for a protein of 550 amino acids. Gene Ontology annotation, cellular component: nucleus; cytoplasm. The transcript has 11 exons. Gene Ontology annotation, molecular function: mRNA binding. The record is from RefSeq and is a predicted model, not a curated record. Lineage: Eukaryota; Metazoa; Arthropoda; Insecta; Diptera; Culicidae.